AACACUUGCUCCAAAGUGUCAUGUCAGUUGUCGGUUCUGUAAUGUAAUCGAUUAUUUUUCACGUAAUUGUUUUUUAUUAUGAAGAUAUUAUAUACGUGAAACAAACUUUGAUUAUGGUCUUACUGCAUCGCCUGCACUAGUGAAAUCGGCGGACAAUUUUUUUGUGCAUUAGUUCUUUCGAGGCAGGUACAAUAUGGCACACAAGGAGGAGGAUGAGCCUUUUCAAGAAGAAGACGUUUAUAUCAACCCCGAAGAUGGUAUGCCUAAUGUUCACCCCAAUAUAGCUAAUUUAGAACAUGAAAGUGACUCACAGGACGAAGUCAACGAUUUGGACGACAUACCGAAGUCUGUUAUUGUCACAAACAUUCAUAGUGACGUUUUCGCAAACGCAAAACUAAAAGCCGAAUUGGAAGAUCUUUUCCGAACCUUUUCGGAGAACGUUACAUUUCAGUGGCUCCGCAGUUUUAAGCGGUUGCGUGUGAACUAUGACAGCCCAUUGGCGGCCGCUAACGCCCGUGUGCAACUACACCAGUAUCAGUUUUAUAACUCGUGUAUAAACUGUUAUUUCGCUCAGCCGGUGACGCCCAUUUCUUUUAAGAAUCUGAGGCCGCCCGCUCCCGUAAAGCAAUUUUUGAUUUCUCCGCCGUCGAGCCCGCCAGUGGGAUGGGAACCGCGAGAGGAGGGCGAGCCGCUGGUGAACCACGACCUGUUGGCGGCGCUGGCGACCCUGGCGCCGGGCGAGAGCCACGAGCUGCACGCGCCGACGCCAACACAGCCAGCCAUCGUUGUGCACACGGCCCUCGCCCCUGAGGGCGCCCCGCGCCCCUGCACUAUUCCCCACACCCGCUGUCCUAAUUAUUGAUAUAUUUUUUUAAUCUAAUUACUUUUCUAGUUCAUGUAGAAGUUUGAGUGCUUUUUAUUCAUUCACAAGCAACACUGGUCUCAUGAA
Cydia amplana is the source of this 949-nucleotide messenger RNA. RefSeq names its product protein sarah (gene sra). The record is from RefSeq and is a predicted model, not a curated record. The transcript has a single exon. The coding region runs from base 194 to 862 and encodes 222 amino acids. Gene Ontology annotation, cellular component: cytoplasm; nucleus. Gene Ontology annotation, biological process: calcium-mediated signaling. NCBI's taxonomy places the organism in Eukaryota, Metazoa, Arthropoda, Insecta, Lepidoptera, Tortricidae. Gene Ontology annotation, molecular function: calcium-dependent protein serine/threonine phosphatase regulator activity; nucleic acid binding.